Cyphellophora europaea CBS 101466 is the source of this 1155-nucleotide messenger RNA. Its product is annotated as 3-isopropylmalate dehydrogenase. The transcript has 2 exons. Bases 1 to 1155 code for a protein of 384 amino acids. Gene Ontology annotation, biological process: L-leucine biosynthetic process. Lineage: Eukaryota; Fungi; Ascomycota; Eurotiomycetes; Chaetothyriales; Cyphellophoraceae. The record is from RefSeq and is a predicted model, not a curated record. Gene Ontology annotation, cellular component: cytosol. Gene Ontology annotation, molecular function: magnesium ion binding; 3-isopropylmalate dehydrogenase activity; NAD binding.
AUGGCAGUCAACGGCGUCAAGAACCCCAAGGUCCUCGUCCUAGCCGGCGAUCAUGUCGGCCCGGAGGUCAUGACCGAAGCGCUCCGCAUUCUCGCCGUCGUCUCCCAAGCCCGCGGCAUUACCUUCGAUCUGGACCACGAUCUCUGCGGCGGCAUCAGCAUCGACACACACGGCACGCCCGUAACGGACGCCGUGCUGGCCAAAGCCAAGGCUGCCGAUGCCGUGCUGUUUGGCUCUGUCGGCGGACCCGAAUGGGGCACCACAUGGCCCAAUCCGGAGUCGGGACUGCUGCGGCUCCGCCAGCACAUUGACGCUUUCGCCAACAUCCGCCCUUGCACGUUCUACAGUCAGAGCUUGCUGGAUCGGUCACCGCUGAAACCGGAGAUCGCACGUGGUACGAACUUUGUGCUGCUGAGGGAGAACUGUGGGGGUGCAUAUUUUGGGCCCAAGGAAGAAGAGGCAGAUCGGGCAAGCGAUUCGUGGGUCUACACACGGCCGGAGAUUGAGCGGUGCUGUCGCGUCGCAGCGGCGUUGGCGACAACGCUAGGCAAAGAUGGUAAAGGCGGCGGUGGUGCCGCUACCGUAUGGUCCAGUGACAAGGCGAACGUGUUGGCAAGUGGCAGGCUGUGGAGAAGAGUCACAACCGAGACGUUUACAAAAGAGUUUCCUGACAUUGAGCUUAAACACCAGCUCGCGGACAGCUUGAGUUUGAUGAUGGUGAAGCAACCGACGCUCUUCAACGGCGUCAUUCACACCGACAACACCUUUGGAGACAUGCUUUCGGACCAGGCUGGCGGCGUCGUGGGCACACUGGGAGUGCUGCCGAGUGCAAGCUUAUCUGGAGUUCCUGGCCCCGGUCAGCGGUGCAACGGCAUCUACGAGCCGGUGCAUGGGUCGGCACCCGAUAUCUCUGGCAAGGGCAUGGUCAAUCCGACCGCUCAGAUUCUUAGUGUCGCCAUGAUGCUGCGGUACUCUUUUGCGAUGCACGAGGAGGCGCUGGCGGUCGAGGCGGCAGUGGAGAAGGUCCUGGAUGGCAAGGAUAUUGGUGGCUUGGAGAUUCGCACCGGAGAUCUGGGAGGAAAGGCCACGACCAAAGAAGUGGGGGAUGCAGUGUGCAAGGUGCUUGAACAACUGCUACAACGCCAGUCAGCGUAA